This is a messenger RNA of Metarhizium brunneum ARSEF 3297, 2709 nucleotides long. RefSeq lists its product as uncharacterized. The record is from RefSeq and is a predicted model, not a curated record. Lineage: Eukaryota; Fungi; Ascomycota; Sordariomycetes; Hypocreales; Clavicipitaceae. Gene Ontology annotation, molecular function: protein binding.
AUGUACGCAUCAAGAACUGUAUGUUCACGAUGCGCCUCUAGUGUGCGUGCCGCUGUGCCACCGACGUAUAGAUCGGCGCCUGGAGCUGGGUCUGGAUCUGUCGCGUGGUUCUCAUCAACGGCCCCCGCGGCUUCACAACAGGCUUCGAGCUCGAGCUCAACUCCCCAUAGCUUCAGACAAACCGGUGAAGGAACCAUUUCCAAGAAUGGCAAUCCUCAGCCUCGACAGCCCCCAUUCUCUCAGAAAGCGGGUGCAUCUUCAAAGAGGCAGCCUAGACGGAACAAGGACGCCUCUGCGGCUGUAGCUCUGUUCAACGAUGUGGUUCAAAAAUCCGAGGUCGCUGCUCCCAGAGAGUUCCCUGCCCGACCUACUUCUCGCCAGUCUGCUGCUUCUACUGUGCUUGGAGAAUGGGAGAUUGCCGCCAAAAUGAAGGAGCUGGAGGAAAAGGAUGUCGAACCCCUCGAGAGAUUGCGUCUCUUCCAGAACGACAUAUGGCCACAUGUUAAGGAACUUCGUGGUCAGAUCCCCAAGCACCUCUAUCUUGCAACCACCAUGUUCUUGGCGCGCACAUUUGACACGGUUGCUCAACAAGGUCUCACUGGCGCCAGCGUCGCUCUUUCGAAAAUGUGCGCCACAAUUGGGAAGUGGGAUCUAGACAUGCGGAACCAGCUCGUUUUGAAUCUGUGCCACACAUUAAUCAGCAAGAAGCAUACUUCGGCGGAGCGGAAUGCCCUCGUUGAGGAGCUCUUGGACAUGUGGAAGCAUAUUUCGCAAUUACGGAGGAUGAGCCAGUUGCACAAUGGCAGGCUCUGUUUCGUUUUGCCGUCCGAGGAUGAGAUCAUCGAGGAUAUUUCAAGCUCUUCAACAUCUUUGACAAAGCAGACCGAACCAGGCGAGGUCAAGUCCUCAAACAUGGCACCUACGACAAAAGCCCUGGCGAGUAUUUUUAUUCAAUUCCGAUUCGAGCAAGCUCGUGAACUCGUGUCUGGUCUAUUGGCCACCCUUGCUAUACUUUCGGAUCCGCGUUUGGCGAGAGAUGGAAGCCAAAUCAAGGCAGCACCACUGUUGAAUCUCGUUUCCAUCGUAUUGGACCACCAGCCCGCAGACACCGCCUAUGUCAAUGACAUCUUUGCCGGCAAAAUAAGAUUUCCGUCUUCAAAACUGGCCGAUUUGCAGUCCUACGUGCUAGCACAGUGGCCGCAGGCUAGAGACAUGGUUAUGAGGCACGACUCGGAAUGGCGAAAAAGCACUACAUCGUCUCACAAGCCAUCUCGCUCGUCGAGUGAGUCGUCCUGCCUAUCAGGUUUCCACAAGCAGCUCCGUGCCGCCUAUCGAUCUCGCAACACCGGCGCUAUUGUAUCUAUCUGGCAGGAUCUCAAUGCCACUUUAGCUCAAGAUCAAGAGCUGCGCCGGCAAAUGAGCGAGGACCAAGACUUUCUGGAUUUUUGGAUUUUUGUCUGGUGUGCCGUAAGACGACCCAAGAAGUUGCAAGAGACAUUGGAUCUCAUGCGUGAAGUCGGCAUCCAGCCUACGGUGCGAUCAUAUACGAGCAUGAUGCACGGGUGGAAAAUGUGCAAAGACGCAGACCGUAUUGAAGCCCUUUGGAAUAAGCUGGUUGAAUCGGGACUGAGACUCGAUGCCGUCAUAUGGACCGAGCGCAUCUCUGGUCUGAUUGAGGCCGGAAAGCCACAGUCGGGCAUCCAGGCGCUCGCCGAGAUGCAAGCUUUGUGGAAGAAAGCAGUUGCCAGUAGAGGCAGCGUCGAAAGCGCGGCCAAUGUUGCCGUCCAGCCCAGCACAGAAGUCGUCAAUGCCGCCUUCAAGGGCCUCAUUGGCCUGGAUCGACGGGCAGCAAACGAGGUGCUCUACUGGGCUGGGAGGGAAGGCAUCGAGCCCAACAUCCGGACAUACAACAUUCUUCUGAGGGAGAGUCUCCGCAACAGCGCCCCCGAGGAUGUGCAGAGUCUGCUGAAGGCCAUGAAGAAACGGGGCGUCGAGCCCGACGCGGCCACAUUUACGAUUAUCCUCGAGGGACUGCUCGGUUCCAUGGAGAACGCAUCCGCAGCCGAGCAAGUCCAUGUCGUGAGCCAGAUCCUCGGAGACAUUGAAGCAGCGGGACUGAGGGCAAAUCACGAAACGUACGGCAAGAUGCUGUAUGCCGUCGCGUCGCUUGCCAACGGCGGUGCGGACGAAGCCAUUGCCGCCGUGCAGGACCACAUGAAAGCCGCCGGGCUGUCGGCCACGCCGCACAUGGUGACGAUUCUCAUCGAGCGGGCCCUUUCUCGAGAUCCCCUGCCUGCUGAUGCGGGCGCAACCGUCCGCGCCCUCCUCAAGGAACACGGCCUGUCUAAUGUCGCGCAGGGCGACCAGACGCUGUGGGAGCGGGUGAUGAGCGCCCACGCCGUCACGGGGGACAGGGCCUCUGCCAUGGCGGUGUUUGACGACCUUGCGCGUGCAGGACGGCCCGUCACCUCGCUGCCCUGCUUGACCGACCUGCUCAAGGCCCUUCUAGCUUCGGAGGAUGCCCAGGCCACACAGGACGCGAGGCAAGUCGUGGGUGUGGUGCUGAAUCAUAAGAAAGCGGCGGCAGAGGGCUCGUUUGGCAGAGACACGCGGUAUUGGAGGCACCAUUUUUGGUACUUGGCAAGGGAAAACGGGUUGAUCGACUGGCAGGAAGUGCCGGCUCUUCUGGAGAGCAAGCUGCGCGGAUGA